AUGUUUUGCAUUCAAAACAACAACACUAUAAAUAAAACUGUGAUUGUAAUAACAUUAAUGAAUAAUAAAAAUGACAAUAUACCACAGCGAGGUAGGCCUAAAAAGAAAAUAUCGUUCUUUGGUGCCAAUAAUAAUAAUUUGUAUGCUGAGUGUAACAGUGCGGAGAUGUUUGGCUAUAACUACGGAAUGAACGAGGAUGAGGUAAAGAGCUAUGGAAAGGACGGCGGGGAUGGUGGUGCAAAGGAUUACGGCAAUGAUGGUUAUUACGGGAACUUUUACAACUACCAGCCUUACAGCUAUGACAUGAAUGGUUGUUACGAGAGCCCGCACAAGGAGAUGGAAAAUGGCAGCAAUAUGGAGAGUGGAGGGAUGAUCAGCAGUGUUGAGAGUAUGGGUGGGGGCAGUUCUGCUAAUCAUGGUGCCUCGGAGAGUGGUGGCAUGGGCAUGAGCAGUAAUAUGAGCCAUAUAAGCAAUGUUAACGGCAUGAAACGGAAGAUGAACGAGGGAAUGGGCAUGGGCACCAUGAACAACAGCAGAGGCAUUCACAUGAUCGACCACGAGAGCAAUGCCAAUACGGCCGCGAUGAGCAGCGUGUCGCCGGGCAACAGUGGCAUGGUAAUGGGCAGCAAUGACAUGAACAUGCGACCUGAUACUAAGAUUAGAUUGGGCAAUAACAUACGCAUUGAUAGCUCACACAGACAGGACAGUACAAACUACGGGGCACUUAGAAGACAUGACGACAGCCUGCCAUCCAUGAAUAGCGUGAACGGCAUGUCCUCCACCGCCGGUUACACCAACGCUCCCAUGAACACAGGCAACGGUAUGGGAAUGCCUAAGAUGGGUGGAAACAACGGUAUUGGUAUGGGCGGUGGCUACAACCCGAUGGAGUACUCCGGUAAUUACAGUAAUGUAGGCUACAAUCCCGGUCUAGGCGUAGUUCCUGGAAAUGAUAGUUUCGGUUACAAUCUCAAUCACGGUGCUAUGAACGGUAGCAUGGUGGGCGGUAACCCGAACCAUGCCGGCAUGCCCCCGAGUCAUUCCGGUGCAGGUAUGGGCCAUUCUGGCGUAAAUCCGAACCUUUCCGGUGCAAAUUCGAACGGCAGUAAUUUUCCAAACUACACUCCAAACAUGAACAAUACCGGGUACAACAACGCAUACUACAACUAUCCUUACCAGAACUGCCCAGCAACACCAUCGAACGGCGCGGCAUGUACCCCUUACAGCAAGGCUCCUAGCACGCCGGGCACGGGCACAAACAACAUCUUCAUGAACGACAUGUUCAUGAACCAGGAGAACGCGUACAUCAAUCCAUGGAUGAACAAGAAGAAAAGAAAGAACAAUCCGCUGCUCUGGCAAUACAUCAAGCAGCAUCAGGACUUCUAUCCGGGCAUCAUGCAUCCAAGCAAGUACUCAUCGCUCGAUUUCAUCCAAGGUAUGAACAAGACACAGAAAAUGUACCUAGGAAGCAUCAAGCGCAUGCCAAUCAUAGAAAAGAACAACAGCAAUUCCAUCCUGCCGUUGUACCUCAACUCGGCGAGCAUUCUUGAGAACUCGAUGCACCACACCGAGUUUAUGCGGGUGAGCAAGUCGUUUUUUGCGCGUAUAAAAAAUUUGGACUACGAGAACGUUACGGUGCAGCAGCUCAAAAACAUCAUGAAGGAGUUCGGACUGAACCACACAGGCAAGAAGAUCGAUCUCAUAGAGCGCGUGAAGAGUACCAAAGACCUGAUCAGCGAGAAGCUGAAGGAAGAGAAGGUGGAGAGGAAAGGCGAUGAGAAGGAGAGCACGAUGGACAGUCUUUUCUUUUAA
Molecule: messenger RNA, 1809 nt
Organism: Vavraia culicis subsp. floridensis
Lineage: Eukaryota; Fungi; Microsporidia; Pleistophoridae
Exons: 1
Coding region: 1-1809 (602 amino acids)
Source: RefSeq, a predicted model, not a curated record